This is a messenger RNA of Neopelma chrysocephalum (saffron-crested tyrant-manakin), 3274 nucleotides long. RefSeq names its product zinc finger DHHC-type containing 21 (gene ZDHHC21). Gene Ontology annotation, biological process: peptidyl-L-cysteine S-palmitoylation; protein targeting to membrane. Gene Ontology annotation, cellular component: endoplasmic reticulum; Golgi apparatus. Gene Ontology annotation, molecular function: protein-cysteine S-palmitoyltransferase activity. The record is from RefSeq and is a predicted model, not a curated record. The transcript has 8 exons. NCBI's taxonomy places the organism in Eukaryota, Metazoa, Chordata, Aves, Passeriformes, Pipridae. Bases 11 to 862 code for a protein of 283 amino acids.
CAUCAAAAGUAUGGGUUUGAGGGAGUAUCUUUUCUUCCUGGGUCGUGACACCUGUUUGUGUUCAAUGGGGCAACGAAUUCACUUUGUGGUUGACCCUCAGGGUUGGUGCUGCAUGGGCCUAAUUAUCUUUGUCUGGCUGUACAAUACAGUCUUCAUUCCAAAGGUCAUCCUUUUUCCUCACUAUGAAGAGGGAAAUAUUUCAGUUGUGGCAGUUUUGUGUUAUUACUUCUGCUCAUUGUUUUGUAUAGGUUCAUUACUUAGAGCUUCAGUAGCGGAUCCCGGAAAGCUACCUGAAAAUCCAAAGAUACCAAUUACAGAACGAGAAUAUUGGGAGCUUUGUAACAAAUGCAACAUGAUGAGACCAAAGCGUUCACACCAUUGCAGUCGUUGUGGACAUUGCGUGAGGAGGAUGGAUCACCACUGUCCAUGGAUUAAUAACUGUGUUGGUGAAGACAAUCAUUGGCUGUUUUUACAGCUGUGUUUCUACACUCAGAUCCUUAGUUCCUAUACGCUGAUACUUGAUUUCUGCCAUUACUACUACUUUUUGCCUCUGAAAAAAGAAAACUGGGAUAUUUUUGUAUUUAGACAUGAACUUGCUCUCCUAAGAAUAUCUGUCUUCAUGGGUCUAAUAAUAUUAGGUGGAAUAAGUCGACUCUUUUACACUCAGCUAAUUGGUAUUUUCACUGAUACUACAAGUAUAGAAAAAAUGUCAAACUGUUGUGAAGACAUGUCGAGGACCCGAAAGCCAUGGCAGCAGACCUUCUCAGAAGUUUUUGGCACUCACUGGAAGAUCCUGUGGUUUAUUCCUUUCAGGCAGAGGCAACCACUGCGAGUUCCCUACCACUUUGCCAAUCAUGUCUAAACAGAUGGAUGGUGGGCACAGAUGGGUCCUCCAUGCUGGAAGUGCGUUACAGGUUUUAUGAUAAUAGGACUAUGACAGUCUUAAAGUCAAUUAAAAUCCAGUUGUAGGCAUCACAAUGUGCCCCAGGCAUUAUUUUAGUUGUGGUGUUGAUUCUGUUCUGAGAUUAAUGCAAAUUGAUUGUUUAACUUUAUGCAUAUUUAAUUUCAGAUUAGCUUUCCAAAGAAAUUUCUUUUGGUUUUGAGAUUAAUACCAAAAGCAAAUGACUGAAAUGCACUCUUCCUCUAUUUGUUUGAUACUGGCUCUUUUUCUUUUUUUUACCUUUUUUUUUUUUUUUUGUAGGAAGCACUGAAGUUUACAUUCAUGGUUAGAUUUCUCUCCAAGUGUCUUAUUUUGCCUUGAAUUUUUUUUAGUGUUUUUAUCAGCAGGUCUGUCUAGAUAAUGUCUUUUUUUUUCUGCAUGUGUUGAACUGAUACUGCCAGUUAUUUAUGAUAUGCAAUAGUAAUCCUGCAGCACCGUACUAUAAAAGGCAGCAUUUAAAACUGAGGCAGACUACUUCCUAAACCUUUCUCAGAGAGGUUUUUAUAAAUACACAUAAAUGUGUAUGUUUAUAUAGAGAAGUCUUACAUCUUACAGUUAUCUUUUGGCCUAGAUAUGAUUUUAGUGAAAAUUAUUCAUGUCUCUAUGUCAACAAGUGGGAUUAAAUAUUCCAGGGUAAACUGUCCAGAUAGGAAGUGUGUUUUCCCUAUAUCCCAAGGCUUUAUUUGCAAUAAUUCAACAAAGAAGUUGCAUGGUGCAAAUACUGGAAUGCUUACUUUUUAAAAAUGCAGAUGUAGUUAGUUAGCAUAAUGUACCAUAAAAAAAGAGUAUAUUGUCAAUAAAGUUAUAAAUUUUAUAUUUUCUUUAGUAAUGAUUAGCUGGAAGUCUGAGUGUUUGUAUAUUGGAAAUACAAAUAUUUAAAAUAUUUACACAUAAAUAUAGAUUUGUUACUAACGUGUUCAGUGAAAUAUACUAACUCAUUUAAUAGGGUAUUGCGUUGAUGUAGAUAACUUGUUGUUCCUUUAAGUAUGGAAGUAGUUAACCAAAGAAAGCAUCCUUCAUAUCUGGUAAAAUGACAACAAUUGCCAAAGUACUGGUUCGGCCUUUCUGUAUCUGGAAAAAUUAUGUACUUAUUUUAGCCGUCUGUAUCUGUACAAAUAUCAACAUGAGAUGAUUGUGGAAAGUACUGUGAAUUUCUUCUAGAAAUUCAGUGGUUUUAGUUAUGCUGCUUAUGAUGUUUGUUGCAUAGUCUAACAGGACUAGGAUCCACCUUAAAUGGCAGCCAUGCAACUGGACACAAUAAAAUAUACAAAAUCAGGAUUUAAUAUAUGUAGGUUGUGUAGGAAGUAAUACUUUAUUUAUGAACAGUUCAUCAAAAAAUGAAGGGCAAGACUUGUCAUGAGUGGUGUUUGUAACAAAUUUUAAAAGACUCAUUUGUAAUGCAGUUUCUGCCAAUGUUAGAGGUCCCUUUAUUGAAUUAACAGAUUUUGAUGAUCCACUCACUGGCAGUUCCAAAGGGUGCAUCUUAAAAAUCACUUGAAUUUUAAACUUUUGUAAACUUCUAACAUUUGAUCCAACUUUACUUUUCCUCUCUUUUUAAAAAUAGAUGGAUUGUUUUAUUGUUUUAAAUUUCAAGCCUAAUGUUCAACCAUUUUUUUCAUCCCAGUUUUAGUGAGCCUAGACUUUCUUUAAGGUGGUAUUGGCAGCAAUAUUUAAACAAAAGACUGGGACAGUGCUGGAAAUCAAAAAGAAUGUGGAUACACAUAAUAAAGUAAUGGCUGUAUUCUCUCCCCUCCCCCCUUCUCUUUUUUUAAGGAAUACCACUAUUAUAGUCUCUGGUAUAUACAGGGGGAAUAAUAGCAGUUUCAUUUCCCAUGCCAGUAUUUAAAUGAGUGAAACACAGAAGCUUUUUAGAAGAUUUUUCAUGCUAAUCAGUUAUCGUAGUUAGCAGAUUUUACUGUUCUGAACCUUAUUCUGAAAGAGGAUCACGAAUUUAACUAUUUUUUUUUUUACAUUUACCGUGGGGACAUAUAAUUGUUUCCCGGCGUUACCGUAUUACCGAAACAGUGCCUGGAGCACCAAACCUGCCGCACAGAGCGCGCCCGACGGCGGGAGCCUCGGUGGCGAACAGAGCGCUUGGUUCGUGCGCCCGGUGCGCAGCCGAACAGCGGGGCGCUGCAGUUCCGCGGGCUCCGGGGGGAUGGAGGAUCCGGGAGCAUCCCGUGUCCCGGGGGCCGGGCACGAGCACGCGGCGUGGGCACGCGCCCCCUGUCGCCAGUUGCCCGUCGCGACAGCGGCGAUGCGCGGCCCGAGAGGGGCGAGGGACCGCUCCCCGGGAGCCGAGCAGAGAGCCCUGGCCGUGAAAACCUUGCCCGA